Molecule: messenger RNA, 1369 nt
Organism: Aspergillus novofumigatus IBT 16806
Lineage: Eukaryota; Fungi; Ascomycota; Eurotiomycetes; Eurotiales; Aspergillaceae
Product: U4/U6-U5 snRNP complex subunit SNU23
Exons: 1
Coding region: 471-1127 (218 amino acids)
Biological process (GO): mRNA splicing, via spliceosome
Cellular component (GO): spliceosomal complex; U4/U6 x U5 tri-snRNP complex
Molecular function (GO): zinc ion binding; nucleic acid binding
Source: RefSeq, a predicted model, not a curated record
GACUAUUUAAAGCAACUUGAGGCACCGACAUUACCCUAUAAAAGGAAUCCGCUGACCUGUUUCACUGGGUUUCCUGUCGGCGUCGAGGAUUCGAGAUGAUAGGUAGGAGUGAUCGUGGUCGACCAAUGUCUCAAUGCGCCAUUCAUCCCACACCCUCUGUACGAAAACUAUAAAGUAAAACUAAGAAAAGUAAAUACACAGCUCGAGCAGAAUAUCAAUAACAGACUGGAAGGAAGAAUGGACGCGACGGGUUUCCCCCUCGUUGAUCCCCAUCAGCCACUGCCUCACCGCCCGCCACUUCCGGGCAUCUAUUGCCAUCAUCACUGCGGAAAGCUUUCAUCUCCCAUCAUCAGAGCAAUCCUUAUCGAUUCUCCUACUUUGAGAAUUAUCACCCCAUCUCCGUACCGAGGAAAUACAGAAUACCGCCUGAGCAAACCCACCAGACGACUUCCCACCAAACCCUCCUAACAAUGUCCGGCAAAGGCAACACCGCAUACGGAGCUCCCUCAUCAGAUACCGCCUUCCGCAAAACAUGGGACCGAGAAGAAUACGCCAAAAAGGCCGCAGAUGAAGAAGCGAAGCGCAAAGAAGAGGGCAAGGCGCGCUAUGAGGCAAAACUGCUAGGCAAGAAAUGGCACGCGCCUGUGGACUACAGCACCCUCGAGGCCACGACCUCGCGCAAACAGCGCCUCGAUGUCGCCUCGAUGGUGGGCAAGACGACGAUCGUUCCAGCGGGAUCGGCAGUGGGUAAAAGGGGUCGCGGUGCUGGAUUCUACUGCUCCGACUGUGAUCUUACCUUCAAGGAUAAUCUGCAGCUGGUGGAGCAUUUGAACAGCAAGCAACACUUGAUUGCGACGGGUCAGAGUGGCGAGGUGGUUCGCGCCAGUUUGGAGGACGUGCGGCAGCGGUUACGAUUUCUGGCUCAUCAGAAGCGAGUCAGGGAAGAGGAAGAACGGCGGGCCUGGCAGUUGGAUCUUGGCGAAAGAUUGAAGGAGAGGGAGGAACAAGAGGCCAAAGAGAGAGAGGAAAAGAGAAGAAAGAGGAACGAAAAGCGUCGGAAAAAUGGAGAGAAUGGGAUCAAGCAGGAGGAAGAUUCCUGGGAAGGUCGACUCGGCAUUAUCGCAUAGUACAAGGGGUCGAGAGGGAUUGCACAUACGAGAGACUUGAUUUCAUUGGAAGGGACAAAAGUUUUGCAGAUACCCAGGCGUUUGGUUUUACUUAGGAUUUUCUUUGGGGCUGGGUUCUUACUGUCAAAAUGGACAGGAAUUGCAUUUACCGCGCUGUGAUAUUGCAGAUUCGCUUCAGAGAUAUCGCGUCCAGGAAUACCUUCAACAGAAUAAGUGCUUAAAUAGAGAACCAUUGUUCCCAU